AUGAGUGUCAGCCUUGAGCAUACGCUCGGAUUCAGAAUAAAAGUUACAAACGUGUUGGAUGUAGUUACCGAAGGAAGACUGUAUUCGUUCAAUUCAUCCAACAACACUCUUACUAUCCAAACAACGAAGAAGAAUCAGUCUCCACAAAAUUUCAAGGUGAUAAAGUGUACAUUCAUUAAGCAUUUGGAAGUCAUUGGCGAUAAGCCUUCAUUUAAUUCAUUCAAGAAGCAACAAAUCAAACCCUCAUACGUGAAUAUGGAAAGAGUUGAGAAGCUUUUGAAGGAAAGUGUAAUAGCAUCUAAAAAGAAAGAACUUUUGAGAGGUAAGGGUGUGAGUGCAGAGGGUCAAUUCAUUUUCGAUCAAAUCUUCAAGACCAUAGGUGAUACCAAGUGGGUGGCCAAGGACAUUGUUAUUCUUGAUGACGUUAAGGUGCAACCACCAUACAAGGUUGAAGAUAUCAAAGUGCUACAUGAGGGAAAUAACCAAUCCAUCACAUUAAUUCAAAGAAUAGUAGAAAGAAGUUGGGAGCAAUUAGAACAAGACGAUGGUAGGAAAGGUGGAUAG
This is a messenger RNA of Saccharomyces paradoxus, 564 nucleotides long. RefSeq names its product Lsm12p (gene LSM12). The coding region runs from base 1 to 564 and encodes 187 amino acids. Lineage: Eukaryota; Fungi; Ascomycota; Saccharomycetes; Saccharomycetales; Saccharomycetaceae. The record is from RefSeq and is a predicted model, not a curated record. The transcript has a single exon.